Messenger RNA from Penicillium canescens, 2178 nucleotides. RefSeq names its product Zn(II)2Cys6 transcription factor. The transcript has 2 exons. Gene Ontology annotation, biological process: DNA-templated transcription; positive regulation of transcription from RNA polymerase II promoter by galactose. Gene Ontology annotation, cellular component: nucleus. Bases 1 to 2178 code for a protein of 725 amino acids. The record is from RefSeq and is a predicted model, not a curated record. Gene Ontology annotation, molecular function: DNA-binding transcription factor activity, RNA polymerase II-specific; RNA polymerase II cis-regulatory region sequence-specific DNA binding; zinc ion binding. Lineage: Eukaryota; Fungi; Ascomycota; Eurotiomycetes; Eurotiales; Aspergillaceae.
AUGUACUCCACUUUCUCCGCCAACUUCGACACCACGAUUGACAUCUCCCGUGAGAGGUCAGCGUCAGCCACGCCUGUCAAAGCUCCACGUCCUAAGCGUAACCAGGUCGCUCGGGCAUGUGACUGGUGUCGGCUCAAUCGCGUGAGAUGCGAUGACAAGCAACCCUGUCAGAACUGCUUGAAUCGAGGUGGUCAUUGCAGUAACACAAAACCACAGGAGGCUACCUCGCUCCCGGCUGCGAACCGGGAGAUACAGCGGUUACGAAAUAAAGUCAAGGACCUUCAGGAGCAGAUCGCAAAACUUAAAGAUGAAGCAGAAAUUCAAGCACAGGCCGGUUGCGUGACACCGCCGUCAUCAGAUGCCGCCCACAGCUCGGUCGACUUUGGGGAGCUUGUCAAUACCACGGAAGGAUGGCAAGGCCUCCAAGAGACAGGGCAGAUUUACUACGGACCCUUGUCGUCCUCAUAUUUUGUCACCCGACUCACUCGCUAUCUCUCUCAAGCGCUCAAUCAGCCAAUUGACAAUGCGAAGCUGGAGGCAUGCAUGGCACGCUUUCAUUAUAAUCCCCCGAGCCAUCAACCGUCUCGAUGGGAUACAAGCCCCGCCAGCCAGACGGAUCAGCAUCCGGACGGAAACGAGGAGGCCGAGGACUUGACCCGGUCACAAGAGGAACACUUUCUCAAUCUGCUCUGGCAGUCCUUUCAUUGUGUCUAUCCUGUCCUUUCCGAAGUUAAAUUCCAGCAAUAUUACGACUCAUUGUGGUCCAAUCUAACGCCGGAUGGUAUUUCUACCCGGAAGCAAUCCGCCUUGGUCGAUGUAUUGUUGGCAGUGUGUAUGCACUACAGCAGCACCUUCUUCGCCGGUGAAGACAAUCAGCAGGAGGAUUCGGAGGCUGGAUGGCGGGCCAAAAACGCGAAUCUCGCUAGUCGAGCUUACUAUCAGAGGGCCCAAAGGCUCCUGCAGAGUGAGCUCGAAAAUCCAGGCAUCGUGGUGGUGCAGAGUCACAUCUAUUCGAUUAUCUAUCUGUACAACACCUCCCUACUGAACAUGGCGCAUAUUAACUUGGGUGCCACGCUGCGAAUCGCCCACGCGCUGCGACUGCACGUCCGCCCGCCAGACAACAUCUCCUCCGCGCAGCAGGAGCUACACCGCCGAAUUUGGUGGACACUCUAUCGAAUCGAUAGCCAACUCUCGAUGACCUUGGGCAGGCCGCCACUUAUUCAGCUGCCCCAUGUCAGCUGCGGGCUUCCUGGAGAUACUGGCGAGCACGCAAAAUUAUCUGGCACAGUCCUCCUCUCAAACGAUGAGGAUAUCAGUUGGCUCAGCUUCCAUGUCCAAUGCACAAAGCUCACAUUUCUUGUGCAGGGCGUGCAGGCGGCAUUUCAGCGAAAAUGUUCCCAGUCGCUGAAUGGGGAUAAGGCCAAGGAUAUUUAUGAUGACCCACGCCUCCUCGAGACCUUGGCCGAGUUUCUCGGAAGGGAGAUGACGGUCAUUCAUGACUGGGUUCAAAAUGUGCCGCAGUCCCUAUGUAAUGCUCGAAAGGGCGUGGGGGAGCCUUUCUCCACCAAUCGCGCCGCGCUCAACCUGUCCCUGUAUAGCCCGCUCUGGCUUCAGCGCCAACGCCUCCUGCUGGAGCUCCACUAUCACCACCUUCUGAUCUCGACGCUGCGUCCCUUCAUGCGAUUCCCUCCCGUGAGCUCCUCCAUGACCCCGCUCACUGACGGUUACAAUAUCUCCUGCCUGAACCACGCCAUGGCGAUCACCAGUAUCCUAAACCAAGUGCUGUCCGAGACGGAUCUCUUGCGCGGCUGGUCGCCCAUCUUCCAGUACCAGUGGGAUUCCAUUCUGUGCACCCUGGGAUUUGUGCUCGCAAAUGCCCUCUGUCCCCCAACCUCUUCCGCCCACAAGUCGCUGCAGACAGCGAUUAGCACGCUAGAACUCGUGAGUGAUCACUUCUUGGCAGCCAAAAACGCGGCUCAGGUCGUCCGCGAAGUCAGUUGCCAGGCGGAUCGGCUCAUUGACCACCAACAAGGUCUAUCACGGCGACAAGAGCCACGUGGCAGCCAAUCCUUAACUACUAUGCCCUCGGCUACGUCAGCCGACAUAGUCGCCAGUACUGAAGCCCAAUGGAUGCAUGCGAGUGCGAUGAUGCUAGACUCUUGGACUACCAACCCGUGA